Molecule: messenger RNA, 2425 nt
Organism: Zychaea mexicana
Lineage: Eukaryota; Fungi; Mucoromycota; Mucoromycetes; Mucorales; Lichtheimiaceae
Product: eukaryotic membrane protein family-domain-containing protein
Exons: 8
Coding region: 65-2278 (737 amino acids)
Biological process (GO): maintenance of protein localization in endoplasmic reticulum
Cellular component (GO): endoplasmic reticulum membrane
Source: RefSeq, a predicted model, not a curated record
GUGAGCUUAUACUUCCAGCCCGCUUUUUCCCCGCACGAUAUCCUUUCUUUCCUCCUACGAGAAAAUGAGCUCCUCCAUGGACGACGGGUUCCAACAACCACGGCGUCGAAAGCAUUUACAAAGUCAACAAUUAGCACGAUCGUCAUCACUGCCGAGCACUAAACCAACUGUACGAUCGUCAUCCCUUGUACAUAACAAUGCAAACACAUUUACACCUUUAGAUCAAAACCAGCACUUACACCGACCUUCACCGUCGACAAAUACCACUAGUAAUAUCAUCAUCACCAAUGGCAGUAUCAGCAAUACCACUUCCAGUAAUAACGGAGGCAAAAAGAAAAAGAAACGAAAAGGAGGUCAUAAAGGUAUACUAUCACCAUCGCCACCGUCGUCUUCACCAUCUUUAGAACCAUCUAUCAUACCAGCACCAUCAUCCUCGUCAACAACUACUGCCGCCAAAGCAGCCAGUGCCACAGUAAAAGACGAAGAACAAAAACAUCAACUACCAUCAUCAACUACCACCAUCACCAGCAAAGAACAACAAAAGGAACAGCAGCAGCAAGAUAAUACCAAUACUGCAGAUAAAAAUCAUCAACACGGCGUGUCAUUCUCAUUUUGGGAUUAUUUGCGGGACGAAUUAACCGUAUCAGAUUUCGACACACAACAAGAGAUCAAGCGUGAGCGGAUCACCAAUUUUCUUGGUGUGCCUGCCGCAAUCGAAAAGCUCAUGGCAUUUGGAUUUGUCGUGUGUCUGGAUUCGUUUUUGUACACAUUUACGAUCCUACCUUUACGGUUUGGUCUGGCGUUCUAUCAUUAUAUGCUCAACAUGUACCAUAAUAUCCUUGUCCUUUUGUAUAAAAAGGACGAUGACAGCUUAAAAUGGUUACGGCCUUCGCAAAAAUGCGACUUGUUGAAAGGAUUCAUCUCCUUGAUCACAUGUGUCAUGAUGUCUACGCUCGACCCAUCCCGUAUCUACCACUCUAUCCGUGGUCAAGCAGUGCUCAAGCUCUAUGUCGUCUUCAGCGUUCUAGAAGUAUUCGAUAAACUCUGUUGCUCCGUGGGCGGAGAUAUCCUGGAUGCUCUCUUUUCCAAAUCAACUUUGGGCAAUUCGGAACAUGGCAAAACUGGUGGCGCUAGUUAUGCUAAGCGACAACUCAAACCUGUUACCUUGUUUUUCCUGGCAACAGGUUACAUGGUGAUUCAUACGGCUGUUUUGUUUUUCGAAAUGAUCACCUUGAACGUAGCAAUUAAUUUCUACUCGAAUGCGUUGCUCUCGCUACUUAUUUCUAACCAGUUUGUCGAGAUAAAGCAAUCUGUGUUCAAAAAGUUUGAGCGGGAAAACCUUUUCCAAUUAAGUUGUAGUGACAUGGUUGAACGGUUUCAGCAAGUGGUUUUUCUGAUCAUCAUUACAUUGCGCAACGUCAUUGAGCUCUCUGACUCGUCCCCAUCAUCAAUACUGCCUUCCACGUUUGUACCACUUAUCAAACUACCCGCCACGACGACCUUGAACGCCCUCAUGACUCCUGUUGUGAUGGUGAUCGCUUCGGAGCUCAUUGUGGACUGGCUCAAACAUGCGUUCAUUACAAAAUUCAAUCAAAUACGGCCAUCUAUUUAUGGCAAAUAUGUUGACGUACUCUGCAAGGAUUUAGUCGUGGGGAGCCCGGGUCGAUUAAAUGGCCGUACACGCAAUGCUUUCAUUGACCAGUCGCCCGUUGUCUCACGGCGGAUUGGAUUCCCUGCUUUACCACUAGCUUGUCUUCAUAUUCGCAUGAUUCAACAGCUCCUACCAAUGAUGUUUGGAGCUGGUGAUCAAAAUAACGCAUCGAGUGCGUCUUCAUUUAUUAUACAAGGCGUGUUUGGACCGUUGGCGGACCAUCAAAGCGUCAUCGGAUCGCUGCUUCCGACACGGAUCCAGCUGAUCAUUGCCUCACUGAUACGAUACGGAUGGUUGGAAAAAGGAUUGGACCGUGUCCUACGGGUUGUUGGACAGUUCCUCAUUAUCGCCAUAUUGGCUGUCUGUCUUUUGGCACUCAAAGUGUUCGUCGGAACUAAUUUACUCGGAUAUGCUUAUCGGCGGUACGCUAGCAUGACAGAGCGCGAUACCCGCGAAAGCGAAAAAGACAAGGAGAUGAAGGAAAUGAACAAAGAUGAAGAGCUGUACAACAAGAAAUUGCGGGAAUAUCUGAGUGAUCCAGCUGACAGCGUAAUGGGGCGUGGCCCAGUCAAAUACACACUUGAAAACGUGGAUCGAUUCUCAAUGGUCAGAAGUCGAAUUCCUUGACAGCUGUCCCUUAGUUUUAGCUGCUGACUUGUAUCCUCUCUUUUACGAGGGUGAGAAAAAAAUGUUAAUAAAAAAAGAAGGUUUGAAUGGGGCAAGCAACACGUUUGGACAAAGAACAGCAACAAGCUUCCCCUCCGGCAAUCGUCA